Molecule: messenger RNA, 954 nt
Organism: Pundamilia nyererei
Lineage: Eukaryota; Metazoa; Chordata; Actinopteri; Cichliformes; Cichlidae
Source: RefSeq, a predicted model, not a curated record
AUGAGCGAACAGGUCAAAGCAGACACAUCGUGUGGGGAGUACAGCAGGGGUGCCCCUUGGUACCCCUUGAGAAAGUGGUGGCAUUUGAGCCAGCUUUUCAGUCAGGAUGCUGGCCUGCCAUCUUUCCUGGAGUCAGGGGAUGCUCGCUGGAUGGAUGUGGACUGGUUGCAGAGGAGUUUGGCAGCCUGCUCCUGGCCAGGGUACAUACCCGCUCCGCUGUUUGUGCCCUACAUCUCUGGGUCGAUGCAUCAUCCAAGCCAGACGAUUAGUAAGUGGAGGGUCAUCAUGGAUGUGGCUCACUUCACCCCCUCAGAGAUUUCUCUCAGCAUCAGAGAUGGAUUCCUGGAAGUCAGAGGGAAGCACGAGGAGAGGCCAGACGAGCAUGGAUUCAUUGCCAGAUGUUUUACAAGGAAGUACAGGCUCCCAGUGGAGAUGGAUGCUACCAAAAUCUCAUCCACAUUUUCUGUGGAUGGUUUUCUGAACGUGGAAGCUCCAGUUCCCGAAACUUCUGUCCCUGCUACAAUCCCCAUUCCCAUAAAGGUGAUAGUGGAGGAUAAUGGAGAACCGGAGGUAAAAGAUGAGAAAGAAGAAGAGAGCGGGAGAGCACCAGACCACCCAGAGUUUGCUUCCUCAGAGGAUCACGGGGAAGGCUGUUCAUUAGAAGUCCAUAGAGAUCAGGCCCAAACUGAAGGUGCCACAGUCGGGCUUCAGCAGCAUGAUGAGAGGAUGAAAACAGAAGAGGAGACCCAUGAAAAGCCAGCUGGAGAUUCCCCCUCCUCAGUGCCUGAAGGUGACGAAAGCACAGACGGCCUUCAAGAUUCUUCUACAAAGCCAGAAACAGUGGAAAGCCAAGAAGGCCCAGACACAGACACAUCUAGCAUAACUCAGCCUGGGGAACAGGUCCAGAGCCAGCAAUUGGAAGCAGCAAAUAUACAGCAAGAGAUCACUGAAUAA